UUUUUCACAUCUGUUUUGACUGAAUAAUAAGAGUUCUUUCUCUAAUAUAUAUUUCAAAAAAGGAAAAAGUCCAAACUACCACAGCAUCUCGCAGUCGCACCAAUUUAAUUUUCUUCCACAGCAACAGCCUGAGCUUUAUUUCCAUUUCAUUUUGUGAUGCAGAUUCAGUGCAGCUGGACCCGCCCGGAAUUGCGGCUCAAGCCUUCGACACUCUUAACAUUUUCAAAGCAAAUAAGGAGAAGAAUUGGCUGUGCUUCAAAAAGACAAGGAGCUAUUCGUUUUGAGGCCGCCAUGUCCACCUCUACUACACCUGAUAAUCAGGUAGCUUCCAAUAAAAAUGGGUCAACCCCCAACCCCAAUCCGCCUUUGCAGAUUGCAAAGCGUUUGGAGAAAUUCAAAACAACAAUAUUCACCCAAAUGAGUAAUCUAGCUGUUAAGCAUGGAACAAUAAACCUUGGUCAAGGAUUCCCCAACUUUGAUGGUCCUGAUUUUGUGAAGGAAGCAGCAAUUCAAGCCAUUAAGGAUGGGAAGAAUCAAUAUGCUCGUGGAUAUGGAGUUCCAGAUUUCAACUCAGCCAUUGCUGAGCGAUUCAAGAAAGAUACGGGUCUUGUGGUGGACCCUGAGAAAGAAAUUACUGUUACUUCUGGGUGCACUGAAGCUAUAGCUGCUACUAUGUUGGGCUUGAUAAAUCCUGGUGACGAGGUUAUCCUUUUUGCACCUUUUUAUGAUUCUUAUGAAGCUACUUUAUCCAUGGCUGGUGCUAAAGUAAAGGGCAUCACAUUGCGCCCUCCAGAUUUCUCUGUACCUAUUGAGGAGCUCAAGUCCACAAUUUCGAAGAAUACUCGUGCAAUCCUCAUAAACACUCCACAUAAUCCAACUGGAAAGAUGUUCACUUGGGAAGAACUCAAUACAAUUGCAUCUCUUUGCAUUGAAAAUGAUGUGUUGGUUUUUACAGAUGAAGUUUAUGAUAAGUUGGCUUUUGAAAUGGAUCACAUUUCUAUGGCCUCUCUUCCAGGAAUGUAUGAGCGAACAGUGACAUUGAAUUCACUAGGAAAAACAUUCUCCUUGACUGGUUGGAAGAUUGGCUGGGCAAUAGCUCCUCCACAUCUGACAUGGGGAGUGCGGCAGGCGCAUGCCUUUCUCACAUUUGCUACCUCCACUCCCAUGCAGUGGGCUGCUGCCACUGCUCUUAGAGCUCCAGACUCUUACUAUGAGGAGCUAAAGAGGGAUUACAAUGCAAAGAAGGCAAUUUUGGUUGAAGGGUUGAAAGCUGUUGGAUUCAAGGUUUAUCCAUCAAGUGGGACUUACUUUGUGGUUGUAGAUCACACCCCUUUCGGACUAGCAAACGACAUUGAGUUUUGUGAGUAUUUAAUCAAACAAGUUGGGGUGGUAGCAAUUCCGACCAGCGUAUUUUACUUGAAUCCUGAAGAAGGAAAGAAUUUAGUCAGAUUUACCUUCUGCAAAGACGAGGGAACUCUUAGAGCUGCCGUAGAAAGAAUGAAGGAGAAGCUAUUGAGAAAGUAACUUCAUGUUUUAUUUUUCAAAAUAAUUGAGCUCAGUUGUGGUCUGGGUGCAGAAAAGAUUUAUGUUGAUAUUAAAGUUGAGCAUUUAAAGGGAAUUAAAAUCGACAUUUCCUCCCUAAAAUUCCUGGGAAGAUUGUCUCUCAACUUGUAGUGAACAACAGUAUUUAAUUAAGCGACGUUUGUGUUUCACUCUUU
Humulus lupulus (European hop) is the source of this 1718-nucleotide messenger RNA. RefSeq lists its product as uncharacterized. Gene Ontology annotation, molecular function: L-kynurenine:2-oxoglutarate transaminase activity; pyridoxal phosphate binding. Gene Ontology annotation, biological process: biosynthetic process. Lineage: Eukaryota; Viridiplantae; Streptophyta; Magnoliopsida; Rosales; Cannabaceae. The record is from RefSeq and is a predicted model, not a curated record. Gene Ontology annotation, cellular component: cytoplasm. The transcript has 2 exons. Bases 157 to 1524 code for a protein of 455 amino acids.